UUGAGUCGUAUCCCAUGUGGGUGGGAUUAAGUGGCAGAUAUUUUCGAUAACCAGAUGGGCUAAGAAACCCUUUGUAAUCCUCUCCUGAUUGCCGAAAAAUUGUGGAAUUGCUGGGUGGAAUAUGUCGAACUAUCGAGAUGAGACUGAAUAUCCUGCAGAUGAAUAUGAAAUGAAGGAUGUAGAUGAUGACAUGGAUGAAAAUAACUAUUUGGUUUGUGAUAUGUUUUACAAGAUUCAUAUUGCCAAACUCGAACUGCUACUUUGUAUUUUUAGUUUAGGCAGAUGUUGAUUUAGCUUUAUGUGCAACAGGCAACUCCAGGCUACUUCUUGUGAGUUUUAUUUGAUCAUUGAGGACUCAUAACUGUUGAAUUUAAUUUGACUUUGUUACAGAAUAAUAAAAUAUCCGAAACUUCUGCUGCUCAAGCCAGAGGAGGAACAGACAUCCAGGGAAUUCCAUGGGAUAGUUGUGGCAUUACUAGGGAAAAAUAUAGGCAGACUAGGCUAGAACACUACAAGAACUAUGAGAAUAUCCCUCACUCUGGAGAAGGGUCAGGGAAGAUAGAAGAUAUUUUGGUUACUUCUUUUCUUUUUGUAUCAGUGAUGAUUGUUUCUAGGAGUUUAAUGCUUGAUCCUGUGUUUCUUUUCUGUUUUAAACAGGAUUGCCAACCUACAGAGAAAGGUGCAUCUUAUUACGAGUUCAUACAAAAUUCAAGAUCUGUGAAAUCAACCAUAAUUCAUUUUCAGUUAAGAAACAUGGUUUGGGCUACAUCGAAACAUGAUGUCUAUCUUUUGUCACAUUUUUCUGUCAUUCAUUGGUCUUCACUUACAUGUAGCAAGCAUGAGGUGCUUGAUGUUUCAGGUCAUGUUGCACCAUCUGAGAAACAUCCUGGAAGUUUCUUAGAAGGUUUUUCCCAGACUCAAGUCACUACUCUUGCAGUGAAAGAUGAUUUGCUAGUUGUUGGAGGAUUUCAGGGAGAAUUGAUGUGCAAGCAUCUAAAUCAACAGGGAGUGAGCUUUUGUUCAAGGGCAACACAUGAUGAUAAUGCCAUAACCAAUGCUGUUGAGAUUUAUGUCACACCCAGUGGUGCAGUUCACUUCACUGCCUCCCAUAAUGAUUGUGGGGUCAGAGAUUUUGAUGUGGAGAAAUAUCAGCUUUCUAAGCAUUUCCAUUUUCCUUGGCCAGUGAAUCAUAGUUCUUUGAGUCCUGAUGGGAAACUUCUAACAAUAGUUGGAGACAACCCUGAGGGGAUGUUGGUGGAUUCCAGUUCUGGAAAGACUGUAGCAUCCUUGCAGGGGCACUUGGACUUCUCGUUUGCAUCAGCUUGGCACCCUGAUGGUGUUACAUUUGCCACUGGAAACCAAGACAAAACUUGCCGAGUUUGGGAUGUUCGAAACUUGUCCAAGUCAGUUGCUGCUUUAAAGGGUAACCUGGGAGCUAUCCGGUCCAUCCGCUACACAUCAGAUGGUGAGUAUAUGGCAAUUGCUGAGCCUGCUGAUUUUGUACACUUGUAUGAUGUUAAAAGUGGAUAUGUGAGGGAGCAAGAAAUUGAUUUCUUUGGGGAGAUCUCUGGCAUAUCAUUCAGCCCUGGCACAGAGUCUCUGUUUAUUGGAGUGUGGGAUAGAACAUAUGGUGGCCUUCUUGAGUAUGGGCGUCGGACCAAUCUGCAUUGAAUGGAUUCGGCAAUAUGAAAAUCAAUUGCUCUAGCCAUUAACAGCAAAAAACCUGCAUGGAAAUAGGAUCCAUCCUCUGUAUUUGUUAGACAUCUAUAAUUUGCUAAUGUCUAUGUUCCUUAAGUUGAACCUAGGCUAUAUGUGCUAUGGGAUAAACAAUAUGAUUGCAGAAUUGAUUGUAUGAUUGGUUUGCAAAUAAAAUGGAUUCAUAAGU
Rubroshorea leprosula is the source of this 1885-nucleotide messenger RNA. NCBI's taxonomy places the organism in Eukaryota, Viridiplantae, Streptophyta, Magnoliopsida, Malvales, Dipterocarpaceae. The record is from the annotation of a GenBank genome assembly.